Molecule: messenger RNA, 982 nt
Organism: Mytilus trossulus (common blue mussel)
Lineage: Eukaryota; Metazoa; Mollusca; Bivalvia; Mytilida; Mytilidae
Exons: 2
Coding region: 44-982 (312 amino acids)
Source: RefSeq, a predicted model, not a curated record
CAAACCAAACACAGCAAAUGGAAGUGUUGGAAGAAAUGUACAUAUGUCUCCAGUUACAGAAAUAAAAAAAGAUAACGGAAGUGUGGGAUUGAACAGCCCACUAGAUCAGAGUGUUAUUGAACCAACAAUUCAAACUGCAGAAAAGAAUGACCAUACGGUUGAGAGUAUGAAUGAACCAGAUACGCAAGGCAAUACCAAUCCUAUGGUCAUGAGUGAAGAUGAACCAGCCAUUGAACUUGCAAUAGGAACCAUUGAUGCAGUUGGGGAUGACAAUAUUAAUCCAGAGCUUGAAAGUGGAGAAACUAAUUGUGACAAAGAAGCCUCCAUUGAAAGUAAUGGAGAAGAAAACUGCCAAGAGGGGAUGGACAAUCCAAUAAAAAAUCUAAUUGGGAGGAACAUAAAAGUCCACAUUCAAAAUUUGGUAGAACCAGCCAAAGAACGUAAAACUAGAGAAUUAGAUACAGAACACCUAACAGCAUUAGAAGAACAAUUUAAAAAGGAACUUAAUUUGUAUACAGUUCUUAUUGGACAUAUGCCAGAGAAACUGGAAUUAGACCAGCUGGAAAUUCCUGGGCGUGCUGUUGUGGAGGUUCUUGGUGGUAAUCAUACUAGGCAGGCCUUAAUGAACAUUGGGAAAACCAAUAUGCUUGUAUCCAUGGACUUGUAUAUGUCCUUGUCAAAUGAACAAGCAUUACGUUUAGGGUUAAAACAUAACGACAUCCAUAGACUAUCAAGACAAACUACAUUCGAAGAAAGUAUCAAACUAUUUAGAGAGGUACUAUUCAGAAUAAAAAAACAGAAACCUCAUAUGAAGCCUAAGGAUAUUUCUGCAGAAUGGAGAUUGAAUGUAGCUAGCAUUAUGGAUACGCCGGUAAGCAUAAUAGAUUUUAAUAUUCCCACAGCCGUUGAAUUAAUUACUAUUAGCGUUGAACUGGCAACAAAAUAUACAUUUGAACAUGAAAGUGUAAAUGAAAACAUCUGA